CUUUCGAUUUAGAUGGAAAAAGAAAAACAAAAAGAGAGGAACUGAAGAGAAGACGGGGCGCGGGGAAAGAACGUAAGAGACGAAGUUGACUCUGACUGAGCUGGGUACUAGGGUUCUAUAAGAGGGACAAGGCCGCCGCCGUCGCUGACGGUCUUUCAUCACCGUCACCGAGAGAAAGAUGGCCGAGCAGGCGAUUCUCAGCUACUUGGAGACCCACGAGGAAAUAGCCGAUUCUGGCAACUUCGCUGCAGAAUGUGGGAUCGACCACGCCGAGAUUGUUAACGCCAUCAAGAGUCUUCACGGUUUUCUCUACGUCGAGUCUCAGGACAUUAAAAAGGAAACCUGGGUUCUUACUGAUGAAGGAAAAAGAUAUGCUGCUGAAGGCUCACCUGAAGCUCAACUGUUCUUGGCUGUACCAGCGGAAGGCAGCAUCGCUAAAGAUGAGCUGCAGAAAAAGUUUGACCCUGCAAUUUUCAAAAUCGGCUGUUCUCAAGCUGGGAAGAACAAAUGGGUGGAAAUGGGGAGGCAGGUCUCGAGGAAGGUAGUUCAAGUGGAGGACAAGGUGAAAGAUUUACUUUUGAAGAUACAGAAGGGACAGGUUUGCAGUUUUAUUACCUGCAGUGCCGAUAAAUGUUUGAAGACGUGGAAGGGAUAUUCUGUAAGAAAGGGACCUAGUUAUGCUCCCCAAAGAGAGAAGUUUGCGACUGAUUUGACCCGAGAAAACCUGCAGAGUGGCGACUGGAAGAAGCUGAAAUUCAAAGAGUAUAACUUCAAUGCUAAAGGUCCACCUUCUGAAUGUGGUCAUCUUCACCCACUCAAUAAGAUGAAAGACUGUAUAAAGAGAAUCUUCCGUAUGAUGGGCUUUGAGGAAAUGCCCACAAAUAGAUAUGUUGAAAGCAGCUUCUGGAACUUUGAUGCUCUGUUCCAGCCACAGCAACAUCCUGCCCGGGAUUCACAUGAUACAUUUUUCUUGAAAACUCCUUCAACAACAAUGCAGCUCCCUGAAGAUUAUGUUGAGCGAGUGAAGCAAGUUCAUGAGUCUGGUGGUUAUGGAUCACGAGGAUAUAACUAUGAGUGGAAAAGAGAAGAAGCAAACAAGAAUCUUUUGCGUACACAUACGACAGCGAUCUCUUCGAGGAUGCUUUAUAAGCUAGCACAGGACACAAAACAGAAUGGUUUCACCCCUAAAAAGUACUUCUCCAUUGACCGUGUUUUCAGAAAUGAAGCAGUAGACCGUACACAUCUUGCAGAGUUCCACCAGAUAGAAGGUCUCAUCUGUGACAGAGGGCUCACACUGGGUCACUUGAUAGGAGUCCUGGAAGACUUCUUCAAGCGUCUAGGAAUGUCAAACUUGCGCUUCAAGCCUGCCUACAAUCCAUACACUGAGCCUAGCAUGGAAAUAUUCAGUUAUCAUGAAGGAUUUGGGAAAUGGGUGGAGAUUGGGAACUCUGGAAUGUUCAGACCGGAGAUGCUUCAGCCAAUGGGUUUCCCUGAAGAUGUCAGGGUCAUUGCAUGGGGGCUUUCUCUUGAAAGACCUACGAUGAUACUGUAUGGCAUCGAUAACAUCCGAGAUCUCUUCGGGCACAGAGUGGAUCUUGACCUCAUCAAGAAGAGUCCUUUGUGCCUCAUUGGCAUUAAAUAAUAGACUUCAGCGUAUUUUCCUUCAGUUUUCUGUUCAUCAUUAUAUACAAAGCUCAUUCUUAGCUGCGAUUUGAUGCUCGACAAAGAUUCUUGUAGCUUGUUCUUGGUUUCAAAAGUUUUCAGCGUGGUUUAGUAGGUCAACUUGGUCUCGUAGUUGUUCUUGGCUGUCGAUACAGGGAUGGUGUUAACUGGUGCUGUACACAACUUGGUCUCGUAGUUGUUCGCCUUCUUGGACGUUAUGAGCCUCUUAGUAGGUCACUAUUAGUAUGUUGAGACUUGAGAGUGUUUAUAACAGUAGUUCCUAAUUCGUC
Messenger RNA from Linum tenue, 1952 nucleotides. Lineage: Eukaryota; Viridiplantae; Streptophyta; Magnoliopsida; Malpighiales; Linaceae. The record is from the annotation of a GenBank genome assembly.